This is a messenger RNA of Gracilinanus agilis (Agile Gracile Mouse Opossum), 1794 nucleotides long. Its product is annotated as zinc finger protein 2-like. The transcript is spliced from 3 exons. The annotation marks the transcript as partial. The record is from RefSeq and is a predicted model, not a curated record. NCBI's taxonomy places the organism in Eukaryota, Metazoa, Chordata, Mammalia, Didelphimorphia, Didelphidae. Gene Ontology annotation, biological process: negative regulation of transcription by RNA polymerase II; regulation of cytokine production; regulation of immune system process.
CCUUAUGAAUGCAAGCAGUGUGGAAAGACAUUUGGUCAAAUAUCCAAUCUUGCUCGACAUCAGAGAAGCCACACUGGGGAGAAACCAUAUGAAUGCAAACAGUGUGGAAAGACAUUCUGUCGUAGCUACAGUCUUGCUGUACACCAGAGAAUCCACACUGGAGAGAAACCCUAUGAAUGCAAGCAAUGUGGAAAGACAUUCACAGAGAACUGCUAUCUUACUUAUCAUCAGAGAAUUCACACUGGGGAGAAACCUUAUGAAUGCAAGCAGUGUGGAAAGCCUUUUAGACUAAGAUCUGAUCUUGUUAAACAUCAGAGAAUCCACACAGGUGAGAAACCAUAUGAAUGCAAGCAGUGCGGAAAGACAUUCGCAAAGAACUCCAGUCUUGUUGUACAUCAGAGAAGCCACACUGGGGAGAAACCAUAUGAAUGCAAACAGUGUGGAAAGACAUUCUGUCGUAGCUACAGUCUUGCUGUACACCAGAGAAUCCACACUGGAGAGAAACCCUAUGAAUGCAAGCAAUGUGGAAAGACAUUCAGGCAGAGCUACAGUCUUGCUGUACACCAAAGCAUCCACACUGUGGAGAAACCAUAUGAAUGCAAGCAAUGUGGAAAGACAUUCAGACAGAUCUCCAAACUUAAUUAUCAUCAGAAAAUCCACACUGGGAAGAAACCUUAUGAAUGCAAACAAUGUGGAAAGACAUUCAGAGAAAACUGCUAUCUUGCUGCACAUCAGAGAAUCCACACUGGGGAGAAGCCUUAUGAAUGCAAGUAUUGUGGAAAGAAAUUCACAGAGAACUGCUAUGUUGCUGUACAUCAGAGAAUCCACACUGGUGAGAAACCUUAUGAAUGCAAGCAAUGUGGAAAGGCAUUCAGACUGAGAUCUGAUCUCGUAAAACAUCAGAGAAUCCACACUGGGGAGAAACCUUAUGAAUGCAAGCAAUGUGGAAAGAAAUUCAGUAGAACCUCCAGUCUUGUUGCACACCAGAGAAUCCACACUGGUGAGAAACCUUAUGAAUGCAAGCAAUGUGGAAAGACAUUCAGUAGAACCUCCAGUCUUGCUCGACAUCAGAGAAACCAUACUGUUGAGAAACCUUAUGAAUCUUUGGUGGCUCUCCCAGAGCCUGGCCCCGCCCGGAUUCCUUCUCACUUUCUGCAGGGGCGAGGGGAGGGGUUAGGAGGGAAAGAGAAUCUUUAUGCGGCCACCAAAGUGUUUAAGGCCAAACACUGCUUGGACCUGAGGAGCCAGGAGUCCCCCGCGCCCCCUUUCUUUCCUCUGAAUAUCAACAAGCCUGGAGCCCAGGAGCGAGACAAAAGCAGAGACUGCAGGCCCCAGAAUCCAGCCUCCCGGGAAAUAGGCCAGGGGCGGGGGUGUGGGUCAGCCAAUCCUAGGGCGGGGCGGCCUACCCUGGAUCCGGAAGGAAGGAAGCGCCCGGCCCAGGACCUCAGGGGGCGCGGAGGCCUCUGGGAAAUGGGAAGUCUGGGCCCCUCUGACCACACCUCUUGCUGCCACUCGGAGCUUAGAGCCCUUUCGCUCUCCAGCCCCCGCCUACAGUCCUGCUGCCAAUUCAGGGGUAAUGAGUUUGGGAAAUGGUGGAAAGGGGGCGGCAGUCUCCGAGGCUUGGAGGCCCGACGUGGGAGGGGCUCCGGGAGCUGGAGCGGCCGCCCUGUUCCCGGGGUUCGAGCAGGAGCACCCAGCAUUUUGGUCCCCAGUGUUGGCGCGGGCGGGGCCUCCUUUGGUAGCCUUUUGGGGGAGGGCUGUCCUGCCGCUCCAGAGCUGAGCGGAGCCCUGUAA